Molecule: messenger RNA, 1779 nt
Organism: Thalassophryne amazonica
Lineage: Eukaryota; Metazoa; Chordata; Actinopteri; Batrachoidiformes; Batrachoididae
Gene: sox21b
Product: SRY-box transcription factor 21b
Exons: 2
Coding region: 220-963 (247 amino acids)
Biological process (GO): cell differentiation; anatomical structure morphogenesis; regulation of DNA-templated transcription
Molecular function (GO): RNA polymerase II cis-regulatory region sequence-specific DNA binding; DNA-binding transcription factor activity, RNA polymerase II-specific
Source: RefSeq, a predicted model, not a curated record
CAGUCGUGUAUUUCACAUGGGGCAAUCAAGAAUGAUCGUCCACUUGCGUGAACGCUGUUGCUGCUGAGCGUCGGUUGACUGGAGGGAAGCAGAUUUCCAGCUCCUCCAACAUGAGCCACAGAACGUCCACUCUGCUCCUGUAAGGACGCCGCGGUUUGUUUAACAGAAGAUAAUCAGCGGUGGGAUGAAGAUUUAAAGUUUGAAAGAGUUGGUGCCGACAUGUCUAAACCAAUGGAUCACGUUAAACGCCCGAUGAACGCCUUCAUGGUUUGGUCCCGAGCCCAGAGGAGAAAGAUGGCACAGGAGAAUCCGAAAAUGCACAACUCUGAGAUCAGCAAGCGGCUGGGAGCCGAGUGGAAACUUCUCACCGAGUCCGAGAAAAGGCCGUUCAUCGACGAGGCGAAGCGCCUGCGAGCGAUGCACAUGAAGGAGCAUCCAGACUACAAGUACAGACCGAGGCGGAAGCCCAAGACUCUGAUGAAAAAAGACAAGUUCACCUUCCCGGUGCCCUACAAUCUGGGGGAGCACGACGCGCUGAAAGUGAACGGGCUCUCCGUCGGACUUUCGGACUCCGUCAUCGGGAACCCGGACAAAGCUGCGGCGGCUGCAGCUGCCGCGGCCGCGCGGGUCUUCUUCAACCCGUCCAUGUCCACGAACCCCUAUUCGUUUUUCGAUCUGGGAUCCAAGAUGACUGAGCUUUCCCCGCCUUCGUUUCCCUACGCGACUCCUUUGGGUUACCCGCCUGGAGGCACAACGGCUUUCACCGGGACUGGCAGCGUGGGCGGCGGGACGCACGCCCACACCCACUCGCACCCGUCCCCGGGUAACCCGGGCUACAUGAUCCCUUGUAACUGCACGGCGUGGCCCUCUGCGGGGCUGCAGCCGCCCUUAGCCUACAUCCUGCUGCCCGGCAUGGGGAAGCCGCAGCUGGAACCAUAUCCUGCGUACGCCGCGGCGUUAUGAUCGCACCCGCCGGCGCGCGCUUUGGACUCUUAAAUGUGAAAAAUCCACUCAUGCAAGAGUUUUAUUAUGCAUGCACACAGCUGUACAUGUGAUGAAGUGCUCGUUGUCUCAGAUAUCACAUGUGUAUGUAUAUUGAUUAAUGCCUUUAUCUAAGGUUAUGCUUAUUUAGAGAACUCUCUAAUGUACGAUUGCGCCGCCAUCACCCACAUCCCGAAAAAAAGAGCUAAAUGAUGGCACGAAUAUAUUGUGGAUACUCACUUUGAGAUCUUUUUGCACCUGUUGGAACAUUUUAAUCGCAGGAUCAAAAGUUUUUAUGCCUCUCAGCGAAGUUAUUGCACGAAGAGGAUUCUCGCAGGCUUUGUAAAUGUGUACAGGUUUUAAAAAAUGACUCUAGUUAAUUUGCCGUUAUAGGCUCUUAGUGUUGGAGAUAUAGGGCCAGGAAUAUUUCACUAGAAAUCCGGUGUAUAUUUUGAGUUUUUACAGUUUUAUAGACGUCUGUCAUAUUUAUUGUUUAGUGAGGACAAGCAUAUGAGUUCUGUAAUAUUUGCACAAGGAACAUGUAAUUUAUUUCGAAGGUGAUUAUUAUUAUUUCAGCGCUUUUUCCAGAAAAAAAGAAAAGAAACAUUGGUCUAAAUGAAAUGUCAUCAGUUCUUGAGCCCAUAUGCGGCAGAAAGAAAGAAAGAAAGAAAGCUUUUUAAUAACUAACUCUUAUGGAAUUUGUAUGUUUUUUUGUCUUUUCUUUAACCUCCGCUCUGUACUUCAAACUGUUCACUUGUUGAGCAAAAGGACUACAAUAAAUAUUCGGAUGAAACGGAA